CUCCGCCCCUCCCCCUCGCAUUAUUUCUCUUCUCACCAACGAUCUCAAAUCCAUAUACCCCUCCCUUCUUCCCUCGCGAAUCAAAUUUCCCACGUUCAGGAAUAACACAUAGGAAAGAAAUGAAAACGGUAGACAAACUCCGGGACGCGCUCAUAUCGCUCGGCCAGGACACGCAGGGAAACAAGACUACCCUCAAGAUGCGGUUACGGAAAUAUUUGAAAAAUAACCCGGGUGCCCUCGCUCGUUCACCGUCCCAGGGAUCAGGGACAGGACCAGGUAUAGAAGCAGAGGAAUCAGCAGCGGCUGAGGCAGCGGCAGCGGCAAAAACAGCGGCAGAGGCGAAGGCAGAGACUAACACAAAAGCAAGGGCAGCGGCAAAAGCAGCAGAAGAGGCAAAAGCAGUAGGAGGCCAGAAAGACGGGGAUCAUUCCGAGGCUUCAGACCUGAAAACUACCCAGGUGAAAAAUGGCGAUGCCCAGGCACCAAAGGACAAGAUGGAAGAUCGGAAUCACGGCCACAGUAACGACAGUGGGAGCAGCAAACGCAUGCUCCACAGGAAUAGUCGGUACGAUUAUUAUCUGUGCUUCGAUGUCGAGGCGACCUGCGAGACAGGGUUUUCGUUCGAGUUCCCGAAUGAGGUGAUCGAGUUCCCGGUCGUGCUACUGGAUGGAUCGACCUUUGAGAUCGUGGAUGAGUUCCAUUCGUAUGUGAAGCCAACGCAUCGACCGACUUUGAGCGAGUUCUGCGUCGGGUUGACAGGGAUAUCACAGGAAACUAUCGAUGAUGCCCCGACAUUCACAGAGGUCCUCUCGCUCUUCGAAGACUGGCUCACACUUCACGGCAUCAUCCUUGAAGGAGGCUCCACCACCACCAAUAACAGCAAAAACAACAGCAACAAGAAGAACAACAACUUCAUCAAGAAGCCCAAAUCCUCGAAAUACUCCUCCUCCAGCCCCACCAACAACGGCCACAACCCCAAUUUCAUGACAGUCUCCAAUGCGACCAAUGACUUUUCCUACGGCGCCACCUUCUGCUUCGUGACAGACGGUCCGUUUGACAUCCGGGAUUUUAUCAGCAAACAGUGCGUCCACUCCAACAUUCCUCGGCCUUCCUAUUUUGCAAAAUCCUAUAUCGAUGUCCGGACCAUGUUCCGCGACUAUUUUGAUCUGACCCAUUGGUUGAACCUCGAGGGCAUGCUCACGUUCUUGGGGGAGACAUUUUUGGGAAGACAGCAUAGUGGAAUCUGUGAUUCAAGGAUGGUUGCGUUGAUCGCUAAACAGCUCGCUAUCGGUUUUGCUGGAGACGGGAGCGAGGAGAGGAGUCAUCCAGUUUUUAAUGAAAGAAAUCAGAGCUUGCUCGCACUGAAGUGGAGUAAUGACAUGAUUGAGAAAUUGAAGCGGGGUUGUGUUUUGAAGGCAAAUCGGUCUACGAAUCAUACGUUUGUCAAGAUGAUCACGUUCAAACAGCUCGAAAAAUUGGAGGCCCUGGGCGCAGCGGCCUCUGGUCCGCCUCCUACACCGCCUCCUGCACAAGAGCUGCCGGUUGGGACAAAGGAAAAGCGGCAGAGCCGUUCUACUCGGCAACCGAAGGUCGAUACAGCAGCCGCUGCAUCGUUGUCGUCGCCGCCGCCAACUUCAUCCGCAUCGCCUUCGUCCCCCACAGCAUCAUUUGCCAUCGACUCCAAGUUCUCGGCCCUCAUGACCGAGGCGCUAGAGUGAAUGAAAUAAAUGUACUAUGUAUCCAUCCAAUUAAAACCACGUCCACACUAUCGUUUCGG
Gamsiella multidivaricata is the source of this 1777-nucleotide messenger RNA. Its product is annotated as ribonuclease H-like domain-containing protein. The record is from RefSeq and is a predicted model, not a curated record. Gene Ontology annotation, biological process: exonucleolytic trimming to generate mature 3'-end of 5.8S rRNA from tricistronic rRNA transcript (SSU-rRNA, 5.8S rRNA, LSU-rRNA). Gene Ontology annotation, molecular function: nucleic acid binding; 3'-5'-RNA exonuclease activity. The transcript has 3 exons. Bases 120 to 1718 code for a protein of 532 amino acids. NCBI's taxonomy places the organism in Eukaryota, Fungi, Mortierellomycota, Mortierellomycetes, Mortierellales, Mortierellaceae.